AUGGCGUUGUGUUCAUGGCAAGAAGACAACGAACUAAAGAGCUCCCUUUUAAGCUUUGUUGAGCAGGGUUUGAAAAGAACAGAGAUAAUAAGUUUUGUUGAGAGAAAUUUCCCGCAGUAUACGUGGAGUAUACGCACAUUAGAUAGACGACUUCGUCACUUUGAUAUCUAUUAUCAAGAUAAAUACGUGACCGUAGAAACCCUGAGAAAUGCAGUAGCAGAAGAACUUGAUGGUCCAGGAAAACUACUUGGUUACCGUGCAUUACAUAAGAUCAGACAAGAUUGUCAUCUAAGGGUUCCAAGAGAUCUUGUGCACGCUGCAAUGUACGAUAUUGAUCCUGAAGGCUUGGAUAAUCGAGCUCCAGGAUUUAAGAAAAAGAAACAAAAAGGACAUUUCACCACCAAAGGCCCAAACUGGGUCCAUUCACUCGAUGGCCAUGACAAGCUCAUGGGCUAUCAGAACAGCACUUUCCCAUUGGCGGUAUAUGGCUGUAUCGACACUGCAACCAGAAAGUUGCUAUGGUUGCGAAUAUGGGUGACCAAUUCGGAUCCUAAGUUCAUAGGCCGCUGGUAUUUGGAAUAUUUAUACGAGUCACCGUUGAUUUCCUCUUUUAUGAGGUUGGACAAAGGGACAGAGACCGGAGUGAUGGCAACUAUGCAUGCUUUCCUUAGAAGAAACCAUGGGGAUGAAGAUGCAUGCGACACUGUGCUGUAUGGACCAUCCACGUCUAAUCAAAUUGAGCGGUGGUGGAAAGAACUGCAUGAGAGGCUUGAAAAAUAUUUCAAGGUUCAUUUACUGGUUCUAAAAAAUGAUGGCCACUAUAAUCCAGAAAAUGACACUCACAGGAUGCUUCUGGCCAUUCUCAUGAUCCCCCUAAUGCAGAAACAGCUAGACAUAUUUAAAGACACAAUUUGGAACACACACCGCAUCCAGAAACAGAAAGAUGCAGAAUUACCUGCAGGAAUUCCAAAUCAUAUGUAUGGUUUUCCCCAGGAGUAUGAGAUGGAGGAAUGUGGUUGGGUUGUUUCAGAAGAACAACUACAAGAAGUUGGAAAUGAGUCUGGCGUGUUGGAUAUAAAUGACGAUUUCUUGGAACCUGAGUUCAGACAGGCCUGUGAGAGAGUAAUUCCUCAACCAGAAGAUGUUGCCCCUAAAGACAUUCAGAAUGCAUUUUUGUUUCUAAAACAAAACAUAACAAUGCCAGAAUAA
Dendronephthya gigantea is the source of this 1209-nucleotide messenger RNA. RefSeq lists its product as uncharacterized. The coding region runs from base 1 to 1209 and encodes 402 amino acids. The record is from RefSeq and is a predicted model, not a curated record. The transcript has 4 exons. Lineage: Eukaryota; Metazoa; Cnidaria; Anthozoa; Malacalcyonacea; Nephtheidae.